CUUGCGCAUCCAUCACCGUCGCAAUGGCUUCCGCUCCCGCUGCCCUGGCUCAGGCCGUCCCACAGAAGAAGCCCGAGGGUGCUGCCCUUUAUGCUCGUUUCUCCUUUGCCGGUGCUGUCUGCUGCUCUGUCACCCACGGUGCUUUCACUCCCGUCGAUGUCGUCAAGACCAGAAUCCAGCUUGACCCCGCUACCUACAACCGUGGUAUGAUCGGUGGUUUCCGCCAGGUCAUCCAGAAUGAAGGUGCUGGUGCUCUUUUGACUGGUAUCGGCCCAACCUUUGCCGGUUACUUCCUCCAGGGUGCCUUCAAGUUCGGUGGAUAUGAGUUCUUCAAGAAGCAGUCUAUCGACAUGCUCGGCCUUGAGACCGCUCGCCAGAACCGUGGUCUCGUCUACUCUGCCUCUGCCGCCAGUGCCGAGUUCUUUGCCUCCAUUGCCCUCUGCCCUCUCGAGGCUACCCGUAUCCGUCUUGUCUCCCAGCCUACCUUUGCUACUGGUUUGAUCAGCGGUUUCGGCAAGAUCCUCAAGACUGAGGGUGUCGGUGCCUUCUACAGCGGAUUCGGACCUAUCCUUCUUAAGCAGAUUCCCUACACUGUCACUAAGUUCGUUGCUUUCGAGAAGGUUUCUGAGACUGCUUUCUCCUUCCUCGAUAAGUCUAAGCUCUCUGACGCUGCUCAAACCGGUGUCAACUUGGGAUCUGGUCUCAUGGCUGGUUUCGCUGCCGCUAUUGUCUCCCAGCCAGCUGAUACUAUGCUUUCCAAGAUCAACAAGACCAAGGGUCUUCCUGGUGAGGGCAUUGUCUCCCGUCUCGUCAAGAUUGCUGGCGAGCUCGGUCUCCGUGGUGCUUUCGCUGGUCUUCCUACUCGUCUGUUCAUGGUUGGUGGUCUUACUGCUGGUCAAUUCGCCAUCUAUGGUGACAUCAAGAAGGCUCUUGGUGCCACCGGUGGUGUCGAGAUUGCCAAAUAG
Messenger RNA from Nannizzia gypsea CBS 118893, 965 nucleotides. Its product is annotated as mitochondrial phosphate carrier protein. NCBI's taxonomy places the organism in Eukaryota, Fungi, Ascomycota, Eurotiomycetes, Onygenales, Arthrodermataceae. Gene Ontology annotation, cellular component: mitochondrial inner membrane. The transcript is spliced from 3 exons. The record is from RefSeq and is a predicted model, not a curated record. Gene Ontology annotation, biological process: mitochondrial phosphate ion transmembrane transport. The coding region runs from base 24 to 965 and encodes 313 amino acids. Gene Ontology annotation, molecular function: phosphate transmembrane transporter activity.